Messenger RNA from Nanorana parkeri, 709 nucleotides. RefSeq names its product mediator complex subunit 30 (gene MED30). The transcript has 4 exons. NCBI's taxonomy places the organism in Eukaryota, Metazoa, Chordata, Amphibia, Anura, Dicroglossidae. The record is from RefSeq and is a predicted model, not a curated record. Gene Ontology annotation, biological process: positive regulation of DNA-templated transcription. Gene Ontology annotation, cellular component: mediator complex. Gene Ontology annotation, molecular function: transcription coregulator activity. The coding region runs from base 55 to 618 and encodes 187 amino acids.
GUGGAGGGCAAAGGAUAGAGUAUCCGCGCUGUCUGCGGUCAGGCCUGGCGCGAUAUGUCCACUCCUCCGCUCUCCGGUGGGGGAAUGGCGGGGCCCCCCGGUGGCUUCCCCGCUCCUCCCCCCGGUGCUGCAGCUUCUGCCGCCGCCCCUCGGGAGGUAAACACGGCGUCCCUGUGCCGGAUCGGACAAGAGACGGUGCAGGACAUCGUCUUCCGCACCAUGGAGAUCUUCCAGCUGCUGCGCAACAUGCAGCUGCCAAAUGGCGUCACCUAUCAUACCGGGACCUACCAGGACCGGCUGGGGAAGUUACAAGAGCACCUGCGACAGCUUUCCAUUCUGUUCCGCAAGCUGAGGUUGGUGUACGACAAAUGUAAUGAGAACUGCGCUGGACUGGACCCGGUGCCGGUAGAGCAACUGAUCCCCUACGUGGAAGAUGACUACUGGAAGAACGAUGACCGUGGGCCGGCCAGUCAGCUGCGAUAUGCAAGCGAGGAAAGAAGGGAAAUCAUGGAAGUGAAUAAGAAAUUAAAACAGAAGAAUCAGCAGUUGAAGCAAAUCAUGGAUCAGUUACGGAAUCUCAUCUGGGAUAUAAACGCAAUGCUUGCAAUGAGAAACUAAUAUGGUUUUGUUUUUUCUUUUUUAGAAGUAAUUUUGUGUAAUAAAUACUGUUUCAUACGGGCUGUGGAUGGAAUAAUGUGUUGUAAAAUAG